AUGGCCAGUCGACGAGACAACAGUCAACCCACCAGUUCCGAGGGCAAGUCUAAUGACCAUCUGUCUCCCAUCUGCAUCCAAACUAACGCCACAUGGUUUAUAGAUCUUCUCAUCGGCACCCUUCUCUUUCAAAUAUCAGUUAUCUCGUCCCUCGCCAGCUCUGAAAUGUCGCGCAAGGAGACUGAGGUUAGCCCGCUAGUUCAGUCAUCUCUCGCCGGCGUUAUCGGAGAAGAAAGCGGUGCCCGGAAUCUCAUAGUCGCCCUACUAGGGCAGACCUAUAGACUCUGCCCUGAGCCGGAAAGACUUCCACUUCUAUGGAACCUCGCCGACAUAUUCUCUCCAAUUGCUCCCGGAAACGCCCAUCGUGGCAGCCAUGUAAUGACGAGUGUGGAAACAUCCUUAUCGAGACCCCCCAGUCCAGGUCACUCGCAACCUGGACGAACUACUGCUCAUGCAGUUGCUCUCCAUCGAUAUACCUCCGCGUUGCAUGAGAGGGGCCAGAGAGAAAGCAAGAGACUUGAGCGAAUUGAGGAGCAGACAAUCACACUGGAUCCGCCUUUGUUCAAGGUAAUUGUCCAGUAUGGGAAUGUCACUUGCUCUGGCAUGGCUCGAACAAAGAAAGAGGCUGCGCACUUGGGCGCCAAGGAAAUUUGCCGCCAAUUGAAUGAAACCAUAUGA
Molecule: messenger RNA, 678 nt
Organism: Penicillium concentricum
Lineage: Eukaryota; Fungi; Ascomycota; Eurotiomycetes; Eurotiales; Aspergillaceae
Exons: 2
Coding region: 1-678 (225 amino acids)
Source: RefSeq, a predicted model, not a curated record